AUGGCGCCUGUCAUCUUCGGCUUGCCUUUCAGCGAGUUCACGUGGUCCAAGUUCGGCAAUGCAAACAUGUGGAACAAUGUCUACCACUUGAGAAGAACCAAGUUCAUCGUGUACCAGCUCGCCAUGAUCUUCUGUGUCGUCUCAGAAUCUCUUGGAACCGACGCCUUGUCAAGAUUUGUCAGCCAGCAGAAAUGGAUCCAAUCUCACGGCGGCGCCGGCGCCAACGAAUACAACAACGACUAUGUUGGUGUUGCAUCCUACAACAUCUUCGCCGGCAUCUACGUUGCUACCAUCUUUGGUGGCGCUUUCUUCUUCGACCUGAUCUGGCCUGAGAGACACGAGGACCACGGUGUCAGAGUUGCCUGGAAGCUUUCUGCCAUUGCUGGUAUCUUCAUCCACCUUGCCAGUUGUAUCGCCAUGACCGUCAUUGUCGCCACAAGAAGCGCCUACGUUACUGGUGUAAGCACAGCCGAUGGCAACAGACUGGUCAUGGAGAACGGAAAGACUCCUCUCGACUACAGGCACAGCGCCAGAAUCGUUACCUCUGUCGUCUUCGGAUGGAUUGGUUGGAUCUUUGUCAUUGCCAGCACCGUCAUUCUUGUCGUCGGCAAGACCCACGAUGAGAAGGUUGGACCUUGGAGCACUCAUGUCCGCGAGGCCAAGAAGAACAACAUCGACGUCGAGUCCAACUUCGUUUCUGGACAUGCAUCCGAGAAGCCCUUGACAAACCCUCUUACUGGCGAGCAACCCGAGGCCCUCGCCCCCAACCGUCCUCAAGCUGCCCAUGUCAGUGAGCCUGUUCGUGGUCAGAGCGCCUCAAUGGAUGCCUCGAACAACCACAGCUUCGACUCGAGCGCACCUCCCGUCAACCCUUCCCACGUUUAA
Molecule: messenger RNA, 885 nt
Organism: Aureobasidium namibiae CBS 147.97
Lineage: Eukaryota; Fungi; Ascomycota; Dothideomycetes; Dothideales; Saccotheciaceae
Exons: 1
Coding region: 1-885 (294 amino acids)
Source: RefSeq, a predicted model, not a curated record